Colletotrichum higginsianum IMI 349063 is the source of this 3423-nucleotide messenger RNA. RefSeq names its product Forkhead domain-containing protein. Gene Ontology annotation, molecular function: DNA-binding transcription factor activity; sequence-specific DNA binding; protein binding. The record is from RefSeq and is a predicted model, not a curated record. NCBI's taxonomy places the organism in Eukaryota, Fungi, Ascomycota, Sordariomycetes, Glomerellales, Glomerellaceae. Bases 1 to 3423 code for a protein of 1140 amino acids. The transcript has a single exon. Gene Ontology annotation, biological process: regulation of ribosomal protein gene transcription by RNA polymerase II. Gene Ontology annotation, cellular component: nucleus.
AUGACUUCGUCCAACGCCGGCCAAAAUGGCCUGGCGCCCGUGCCGACCACGCCGCCGCCCAAGAACAAGACAACACCAACGCCUGGUCGACCUGACCCCGACGACCACAACACCACUACGAACGCGACGACCGCGACCGCGACCUCUUCCCAUCAGCAGCCGCCGCGCGCCGACGCAUUGGCUGCCCACCCACAAUCGAACCCCGACACCUCGGGAAAACGCCAAUCAACCCCGGGCGCCGCCGAUACCGACAUGACCGACGCCCACGCCAACACCGCUCCGUCUGCGACAAUGUCGCACCCGGCUUCAGCCGCUCACAACAUGGACGCCGACCCCUUCGCUUCGUCCUUCCCGCAUACCCCAAUGCCGAACAUGGACCACGCUUACAUGAUGAUGGCUCUCGCGCACAUGGCCGGCAAUCAAAUGUCUAACCAGAUGUCACCGCCCCCGACCGUCACGCCGGCCCAGGUCACCCUCCCCAGCACCAUCGGCAAUGGCAACGAUCCCCUCGUCGCAAGCACACAUAAUCUCGCCGCCGCGACCCAGGGCCUGGAAUCCUUCGCGCGAAUAGAAUUCGCCGACAGUGUCUUCCAGAUGACCACCUACGCCGUUAUUAUCGGCCGUGAUCAAAAGGCGCUCAUGCAGGCGAAGAGGGAUGAGAAGUAUCGGAAAAAGGCCGAAGAAUACGAACGCGACGGACUGCCGCCCCCAGAACCUUUCAACCAGAGGAAAUUCAGCAAAUCGUACGUCAGUGAAGAGGGAGGCAUGCUGGGACCCGAAUCCGAUAGCGAAGGAGACGGCCGACCGGCUAAGCGCCGCAAGACCACUAGCACUGGAUCUUCGCAGAAGCCGGAAGAGGACGAAGCAGACGAAAACUUCAUCUCCAACCGUCAGUAUGUCUCGCACACGCCCGGCGCAGCGGCCGUCGAUCUAGCUUCAUUACGACCCUCUCCUCACCACGUUCCGUUCAUCGGCAUCCACUCGCCAGGACCCGACAUUGCGAAAAAGACCAAGGCCAUUUCAAGGGAGCACUUGAAGAUUCAAUUCAACAAGGAGCAGGGGGUCUUUGAGGCCAUCCCGCUUCACAAGAAUGGUUUCUUCAUCGACGACGUACACCACAAGGACGGUGUCGCCGUGCUGCGGAGUGGCGAUCAACUGCAGAUCAAAGACGUCGACUUUCGCUUCGUCAUCAACGGCGUGCCUGAGGGCCGGACGGGCGCCGAAGAGUACUUGGAGGAGGACAAGCUCAAGAAGAAGCAGACUGGUGGAAAGGAGAUGAGUUUCGAGUUUGAGGCAUCACACGGCAACGGCCUGGAUGACACAAGCGAUUCGUCUCUCAGUUCACCAGCGCCCUCCGAUGCAGGCCUAUCUGAUCUCGAUAUGGACAUUGAUGAAGCCGAAGAAGACGCUGAAGUCGAGGCCGAACAGGCGGAGGCGGAGGCGGAAGAGGCAGAGGAAGCCGAGGCUGAAGCUGCAGAGGCGGCAGCAGAGGCAGCAGAGGUAGCUGAGGCAGCAGAGGUGGCCGAGGCAGCAGCGGCACUAGAAGCGGAAGCUGAAGCCGAUGCCGAUGCCGACGAUGAUGCCGAUGCAGAUGCAGAUGCCGAGGGCGAGCUGCACCAAGAGUAUGGCGAAGAAGUUGAAGAUAUCCAACCGACAACAGAAGUCAAGUCGGAGGAACAAGAAAUGGCGCACCUUCUGAUGGGAGCAGGAGCGCCACUGGGCUACCCCAACAAGAAACGAGGGCCCGGCAGACCGCCGAAGAAUGGCUUCAUGUCCAAACGAGAACAGCGGCUGCUCAAAAAGGCUCAACAGGAAAUGGCCAAGAAGACGUUACCACAACCGCCUCCCGGAGAGCCCCCUAUUAAGAGAAAGGUCGGGCGACCACGCAAACAUCCCUUACCGGAAGAAGGGGGCGAUCGACCAGAGAAGCGCAAGUACAAACCUCGGAAGCCCAAGGGCGAAGAUGGAGCAGAAGGGUCGGAUGCCGAAAGGCGGGCAAAGGAGAAGAAGGAAAAGAAGGUCCGGCCCAAAUCGCCACCCCUGGAACUCAAGAUUGAGGACUAUACCGAGGAACAGCUGCAGAAGCCGAACAAGAACUACGGCGUCCUCAUCGACGAGACCCUCACUGCGGCGGGGCCCGACGGCCUCACCCUCAAACAGAUUUACAAACGGAUUACUCAAAGGUAUCCCUGGUUCUAUUUCCACACAGAGACGAAGGGAUGGGAAUCCAGCGUGCGGCACAAUCUCAUCGGAAACGAGGCGUUCAAGAAGGACGACACCACAGGCCUGUGGUCGAGGGUUCCCGGCGUCGAGCUCGAUGCUGGCAAGAAACGCAAGGCGUCAUCGCCAGAUCGAUCCGUGAGUGCGGGCUACGGUCACUACAGCCACCCGGCAUACACGCAGUACGCCCAGCAGCCAGGCCACAUGCCCCCUGGCUACCAGCAUCUUCCGCACAACUACCACGCGCAAGCCUACGCCGGGCAACAAGCUCAAGCUCAAGCUCAAGCAGCGGCGAGGACGACUCAUUACUCGCCUCCGGGGGCCACGCCAACGCCAGGCCAGCCCGCGCCGCCGCCAGUGGCAUCACAACCAGUCGCACCAGCAACGCUCCCUGGCUACGGGGCUGCUGCUGCCAUUGCCCGGCCUCAGGGCGUUGCAGGGCAGCCGUCCACAUACAGUUCACCAUAUGCAUCAAGGCCGCCUCCUAUCCACCCCGCCGUCAAGUCCGAAGACAGCGCUGGCACCGCCUCGACAUCAGCUCCGCCCACAACACAACCUGCUCCGGCCGCCAUCCCUGGAGCGCAACCACCACAGAUACCCGCUGCUGCACCACAGCAAGCUCGACCCACUCCCACACCACCGGCGCAAGCCGAACCCCGCCCCGUCAUCCAACCUAGACUGCUCUCUGCCGUCAACGGUCUGAAGAAUGGCCUCAUCGGAAACCUAAAGAAUGCAAAGAACCCCAAGGCUGAAGCUAUCGUCAUGUCCGCUCUCAACCGCUGCCUGGGUCUCAAGAACGCGGCCACGGAAAACCAGACCAUGGAGGAUAUCUGCAUGAAGGGUAUACAGAAGCUCCUGGACGGCUUCUCCACGCGUAGCAACACUCCCGGAUCGGGAGGCACGCCAACUCCGACUGGACCUGGCAAUGUCUUCGACCCCAAGGUGUUUAAUGCUCUGGUCGGUUUCAAGAACGUCUCGUCGAACGCCCUCAAAGUCAGAAUUGGUGAGAGUAAGGCCGAAGCAGUCACCUUGUCAGCCAUUGACCGGGUACUCGGCCUGGCAGACGCGAGCAUCGUGCCGCCGCCCGCGGAAGCCAGUACCUCGGCAUCACCUCAGGCGGGGUUUGACGGGAUCGAGUCGCAUUUGAUGAACUCGGUGAAGCAACUCUUAUUGGGUCUCAACCAGAAGUUACACGGAACAUAG